Messenger RNA from Sorghum bicolor (sorghum), 4605 nucleotides. RefSeq lists its product as uncharacterized. The transcript is spliced from 8 exons. The record is from RefSeq and is a predicted model, not a curated record. Lineage: Eukaryota; Viridiplantae; Streptophyta; Magnoliopsida; Poales; Poaceae. The coding region runs from base 191 to 4315 and encodes 1374 amino acids.
CCAAAUCCACAACACCCUUUGACUGUGUUGCUCUAGUCUCAGCCUAGAGCCUAGCUUUGGGAUUUGGGAAAUUCUCGAUCGAUCUGCAGAUCGAUCGAGAAUUCCAACAGGAAUCUGCAGGUUUGUAGCCUGCUUUGUGUUCCUGGGUUUGUGCGAUCUGUGGAUAGAUCGUGUCACAAACAGAUCUGAAAUGGAUUGGUCGGGUGGUCAUGAGCUGCCACCGGAAUGGCAGCAUCCAGGGUCGUAUGGCUAUGAUCCAUACACCAACACCUUCGUGCCAUUGCCAUACUAUGGCUAUGGAUUUGGCCUAGAGUAUAGCUGGAUUCCUCCGGACCAACAACAAGGCCCUAUUCCAGUUCCUUAUUCCGGCUCCUCACAAUCAGGUCCUCCUCACAUGGCAGGGGCACAACGAGGAAGGGGUCAUGGUCGUCGUCAAGCACAACGAGGAAGGGGUGGUCGCCCACCACCUCCCCAGCACGGUGGCCCUGGACUGCUAGGCGCCGACCCUUCAAGCCAGCCACCUGCGCAGAUACCGCCUCCAGUUCCUCCUCCUCCUCCCUUAGAGAAGAGGGAAAAGACUCCUCCUCCACCACCUGCUUCCUCAUCACCAAGCUCCUCCCAUGCAAUGUCUCCUCCAGUGUCAGAUCUGGUGAAAAAAUCCCAUGUCGUCGAUGAUGUGAGCAUGACUGCUGAUUCUAAGAUGGAUGAUGGCAAAGAUGAUGUGUUAGUAGGCUUAAGUGGUAGCAGCAAAGGCGCCGCCACAGGCAAGAAGAUGUCGUUGCUGCCACUAGAUCGACCACCAGCACCCAUGAAAAAUUCUGAUGUUGAUGUGAGCAUGACUGCUGAUGCUAAUAAGAUGGAUGAUGGCAAAGAUGAUGUGUUAGUAGGCUUGAGUGGUAGUAGUAGCACAGCCGCCACAGGCAAGAAGAGGUCGUUGCUGCCACUAGAUCGACCAGCACUCUUGAAGAAUUCUGAUGUGGAUGUGAGCAUGGAUCUCAAGGAUGAUGACCAGGGUGAUGAUGUGCUAGGGUUAAAGGCCUACAAGGCAAGGAAGAGGCUGCUUUCAACAAAGGCCUGGUCUUUGCCAACUGAUGCUGAUUCUUCUGUUGACGCGGCUAGGAAGAAGAAGAGUCGCCUUGGCUGGGGUCAGGGCCUUGCAAAGUAUGAGAAUCGUGGGUACAAGAAGGAUGACGAGACUACACAUAAUAAACUUGUAGCUCAUGAUGGAGCCACUGGUGAAGCUGCUUCUUCUUCUCAUGGAUCAAGUCCGCCAGCAGGAAGCAAAGGUCAUGGUGGCAAUAACAGCUUGGACGACAUGGCCGGAAUGAGGGUUUCCCAUGCUACUACUGUGCCUGAAUUGUCCUCCAAGGGGACUAGACUUCCACUAACAGGAGACCUCAGCCAUCCUGGGAAGAAUGGAAGCAUAGGUAGCUUGACUAAGAAAGCUGUUUCCCCUGCUGAAAUGCGUAGCUUGACUAAGAAAGCUGUUUCCCCUGUUGAAGUGCCUGGACUUGAAGGCACUUCAGAACAUAACCAGAACUUGAAGGAAGAUGGAUUCAUUGGUGAUCUUCCAAUUAUCUUCCCUAAAGUGUAUGAUUUCCCACGCAAAGGUAGCCUGCCACCAGAGGACAAAAGCAUUAGCGGUUCAAGUACGAGGGAAAUUGCAGUGUCUGAUCUUGCUUCUUCCUCUCAGGGAUCUGAUCAUGAUGCACCACCAGAGGCUGAAGAUGAUCCACCAAGAACGAAAAAAAUAGUUAUUACAAUGGUACAGAGGCCUAGGAAUAUUAUUUUGCCGAUGAAUGUUUUGUGUGAUGAGGAGCCAGAAACUUCUGAGCUUCAGGGAUUGAAACUUAAGGAAUGGUCAGAGAAAGAAAAAGAUAUAUUUUCGGUGAUGAUUACAAUAUUUGGUAUGAACUUUUCCAAGGUCUCAUCUUUUCUGACGCACAAAACGGCAGUAGAUUGCAUGAAGUAUUAUUCUGAGCACUAUAAAUCAGAAUGUCAUAAGGAAGCACAGAAAUGUCUGCCUACUACUGUGAUGCAAUCUCAAGAAAAUUGUUGUAGUGAGAAUGAUGCUGCAGCUCUUGUGUCUGGGAUAGCAACAGUUACAGCUACUAAAAAAUACGAAAGGAUGAAUGCCAAGGCAGAAGAUGUAAAGAAGCCUGAAAAUCAAAUUUCCCAUGAAUCUACUGCUAAUCUUCUAGCACACAGCCUUCCAGAUAAGGGGCAUGGUGAAUCAUCUGUGGAUGAACAUGAACAUGUAACUGGAAAAGUUUUAGUAGGUGAAUCGAAUGCUGCUUCAUCUCCACUUGGGACGAGAUCUAGUCAAUCUGCCUGGUUGACCAUCUCCAAAACUGAGGCACCAGUGUUGGAGAAUUUCAAUGAGGACAGCUGUUCCAAUGAGGCAGUUUGCAUCACAAAGUCUUCGUCUAAGGUGAAGGAAAAUUUACCACAGAGUGUUCUGAUUGCAAACCAAGCUGAUGAAGAAAAUUGUGUGGCUGGUGGGUCAUUUGGACAGGAUACCUUGAAAAUAAUAUUUUUCCCUGAUGAGAGGAGUGCUAAGCUAGCAAAUGGUAUCAUUAAUGGUGAUCAGAUCAGAAAUGGAGCUAUAACUGCUGAGCUGUAUUCUUCACUGAAGGAAUGCAAUGAUUCUGCUAAACAUCAUUCAUGGAAAGCAACAGAAAAGAAGCUGGCUAACUCAAAUAUUGAUGAUGGUAGAAUGGCCUCAUCUGAUAUGAAAAACCCUAAGAGCAAAGACAACCCCUGCAUUACUUCUGAUCCAGCUGCUAUGUUAAGAGGUCCUGCAUUUGUACAGCAUAUGAUGGAAGUUGAUGAAGCAAUGGAGAAGAAAGAAUCAGAAAAAAAUGACGACAAGGUCAAAGGCAAGGAGGGAAAUAAUCCUGUUCUCUGUGUUGCAUCAAAACAUGGCAGUGGUAUACAGUUGAACUGCGAAGUGAAUUCACAGAAGGAGAUGGAAAAAGUUGAUAGUAUCUCAAGCCCAGAAGGAAAUGAUCUCAAUGCAGACAUGGAAACUCCUACAAAGGACAGCAGUCCCUGCCUUGCCACUAAUGCUUCUGUAGCAAGAGUUGAUGGUCUCAUACAGCUACUGAGGGCAUCAGAAGCAAUUGCUAGAAACUCAGAAAAUAAUGAUGCUAAGGUCAGAAGUAAUAAGGGAAAUCCUGUGCACAGUGUUGCUUCAAAAGAGAGCAAUGGUAUUCAAUUGAGUUGCAAUGUGACUGCUCAGAAGGGGAAAGGUAUUAUGCCAAGUCCUGAAGUGAAUGAUCUCAAUGCACCUCCUAUGCAGAUCUCAAAUGGACCACGCAACACUUACCAUCUGUCAUCAAGUUCUGGUUCUGCUGCCUUGGACAUGGUUCAUGCAAACUCUUCUUACAUUGCAAUGGAUAUAGAUCUGAAUAUACCUCUUGAUGUGACACCAAUAGAUUUGACCUCAGUAGACCUGGGGAGCAGUACUGAUGAAGCUUCCGUGGGUCGCAGCAGCGAGGCAACAGAUUCUGAUGCAACAAUGGAGAUGAUAAGUGCCUCACAGACUACUACUACUGUAACUCAAACUGCUCAGCAGCAGCCUGCUAAUCAACCUGGCUCUAUUUUGCUUUUUGGUCGUGUCAUCUAUCAAGCUCUAUCCACUGGGACAACAAACCAUACUCCCAAUCAGGGAAACCAGACUGUUGUCUCCUCAAGCAACAUGCCGUCUAAUCCAAUGUUUCCUCUGCUAAGGGGAAGAGGCCGUGGCCAAGUAUAUCCUUCUUGGGCUACUACUACUAGCGUUUGGAGAAAUAGUAUCCAAAACAUACAGCACAGCCAGCAAGCAAUGUUGUCAAACAGGCUGCUUUACGGUAGUUCGACUACUGGUGCUUCAGCUUCUGCAGCUUCACCACUCCAGCUUCAGCCUGGGAGCAGUGCUCUUAUCAACAUGAUGAACCAGCAGAGACAACCAGCUCUGGCAAACAUUACUCCAUACAGCAUAAUGAGAGGUGGUGUAUCUGUAGUGCCCUCUCCUCUGGUACCAGGAAGCAGCGGCGGUGCCGCCAGCUUCGUUAACUUUAAUGGCUUCAGUGCAGUCCAACAACAGCAGUGGUCAUACCCUCUCGUGGAUACAAGCAGAAUGGUGCUUGGCCACCCUUUCUACUACCCUGGCGCCACUGCAAGCCAAGCUUCUGCUACAGUUACUACCCUUCUAUCUAUUGGAACAAAUAAUGGAGAAGGCGCAUCAACAAGCAAUGCUAGGGCUCCACCAGCAGCAGGAAGAGGAAGAAGGACAGGCGGUCAUAAUUCAUGGCUCUCACUUGGCCGCAAUUAAUCAACAAUGGAGUGCAAGGAAGCAAUCAUGUGGCCGCCAAUGCUCUUAUCGGAGGCUGCUUGAGAGCAUCGUCGAUGCGUCAUCGGUUUUAUGUUAUUGCCGUUCUGCCUAGUAAUGCAGAAUUAUCGUACAUUGGUUAUUUAAGUCAGUUGCUGUGCUCUCGGUGGGAGCUGAAACCCGUAUUUUCUAUCCCUGUUUUCGUCUUAUCUCUUUGCUGAAACUUGAUUCUCCGUCGGAUAAUUUGGUUUUAAAUUUCCCUUUCCUUGUCAAAACAAUUAUGUCAGUUUGUU